AUGCCAGAGAGAGUGGAAGCACUGGAAGGGUUCUGUGUGCUGAUUCCCUGCACAUUUAAGAUCUUGUACCUUAACAAUCAAUUUGACACUGCUGGCCUAGUCAGUGCUGCAUGGCUGGAAGAUGUAACAGAAGGAAAAGCAACAGGCAAAACGGUUUUUAACAACGCUAACAAUGCAACAAAUGGAUUUGACAGAAUUGAGAUUUCUGGGAAUCUUCGCCUGAAAAACUGUACAACAGUUUUUUAUAAUGUUUCAGUUAAAAAUACCAAGCAAUACCACUUCCGAGCUGAGAUAUCUUCUUUCAAAGCAACGUUCUUAAAAAGACCUUUCAAUCUUUUUGUCAAUGCAUAUCCACUGAAUCCACGGAUAUCAAAGUUGUCUGAGGUGUCAGAGGGGACAUCCGUGACUCUGACCUGCUCUGCUGCUGCUCCCUGUCCCUCUCAGCCUCCUACCAUCACCUGGUCUCCUCCCACUGGGAACACACACACUCACAUACAGGAUGAGGAGAAUGGCAACAGAUCCCUCACGUCUGUUUUGACCUUCACUGCUUCCCGUAGUCAGAAUGGGAGAAAUAUCUCCUGCACAGCUUCUUACCUCAGACACAACAAGAGCCCUCUGCAAAACAGUACUGUGCAAACACUCAGGGUCCGGUUCUCUCCUGCAGAUGUGGUGGCCUCUGUGAGUCCUUCAGGUCCAGCAGUAGAGGGCAGUAGUGUGACUCUGACCUGUAACAGCAGUGAGGCCAACCCUCCAGUGCAGAACUACACCUGGUUUAGAAAGGACCAGAACACACCUAUAGGAUCUGGACAAACCCUUGCCUUCAAUCUCAGCUCCAGUGAUGAAGGACUGUACUACUGCAGGGCAGAACAUCCACAGGGGGGAAAGAAGUCUGCUGCUGUGAGACUAGAGAUUAAAGGGCAUUUUCCACUCCCGCUGGUUGUAGGAGUAUGUGUGGGAGGGCCUCUGUUAUGUGUACUGAUAUGGCUUGCUUUGAGACUAAUAAAAUCUAAAACACCUCCACAAGAUGAACAGUGUACCCAGGACUCUGGUGUGUGUACAGUUGAGUCUGUCCUCACCAGCGCUUCCAAACCUUCAGAAGACCUACAGGAUCAGAUCCUGUACGGGGAGAUUGAUUUCUCCAAACGCCCCCUCAGGGGCAGCAGUAAGAGGACGGGGCAGAUGCAGGGGCAGGAGCAGGAAUCAGUGUAUGCUGAAGUUCAUCUGUCCGGCACAGACGCCCAGGCCAGGUAUCAGGAAGCACCGGACACCGAGGACCUCUAUGCCCAAGUGAAACGCAAAUAGAUGAGCAUUCUUCAGAGUAUUGAAAUCAGAAGUUAUGAUUUUUAUAUUCGUAAGUAGUUUAUGUCCUGAUGUUCCUGUUAUGUGUUCUUACACAUACACUAUAUUGCCAAAAGUAUUGGGUCACCC
This is a messenger RNA of Sardina pilchardus (European sardine), 1428 nucleotides long. RefSeq names its product sialoadhesin-like. The transcript is spliced from 6 exons. The record is from RefSeq and is a predicted model, not a curated record. The coding region runs from base 1 to 1302 and encodes 433 amino acids. NCBI's taxonomy places the organism in Eukaryota, Metazoa, Chordata, Actinopteri, Clupeiformes, Clupeidae.